AUGGCGAUACGCGGCUUGGUGUUCGCCAGUAUGCUGGCUGUUGCUGCCGCCAUAGUGUGCCCUCCAGAGCUUCUACAGGGUGCUCCCGUGGGCCGAACAGAAGGCUCAACAUGCGGCGGCACCUGCAACACCCAUGGAAGCUGUGCGGCCGGGCUCGUCUGCAAGGAGCCGUCGACCCCAUUCCUUGGCGUGAGGCCGGCAGGGCUUUGCAUCUCAGCUGCGAACCGGCUGGCGCUGGACAGCAGCGACAUCCAGCCUGUUAUCAAAGAGGCUGUGCAGCUGUUGAAUGGCCAGCUGAGGAACAGCAUCUACAUGAUGGUGCCCAUUGCUGUCCUGGGUGCCGAAAAGAAGCACACUCCACAGGGCGUUGUGCGCAGGGCUCAAUUGUACGACCUGUCGCUAGCCCUGGUUUCCAGCACAUGCCAAAACGACGGACGUCACAGUCCGCUGGACCUAAGCUGCCAACCACAGCAUGUGGUGAACCCAAUGAAUUUAGACCUCAUCGUACAGGAGAAGGACUCCCAGUACACGCUGCUGGGCCAUUCCAGCAUCGACCGUCCCAUGCCUGUGCCGCUUAGAAUCUGA
Molecule: messenger RNA, 585 nt
Organism: Symbiodinium natans
Lineage: Eukaryota; Dinophyceae; Suessiales; Symbiodiniaceae
Source: the annotation of a GenBank genome assembly